AUGGAUGAGGCUCUCUGGAACCCCAUAAACCACCAUCUCAGCUUUCUGAAGGGAGCCAUGAAGAAACCAAGGGUCACAACGCUCAGCUUUGUUUCUCUAUCCAUUUAUUAUCACAAGCAUUGGAAGACAGACUUUUUCUGGUGCCUCUGCAUUUUGGCCCUUGUGUCCACAGCAUCAACUCGUCAUCGCAGGAAUUCAAAACGGGGAGACGUAUUUAUUGAGAACAAUGACCAAAACAACGACCCAAAAAAACGAGAAUUACCAAAAGACUGCAGUGAAAUUCCACGAGACUCUGAUAGUGGAAUCUAUGCAAUCCAGCCUGAAGGUUCACACCCGCUAAUCGUGUACUGUGACAUGACUACAGAGAGUGGGGGCUGGAUUGUCAUUCAGCGUAAUAGCUUCAAUUCAGAGUUAACCUGGGAUGAAUCCUGGACCACAUACAAAUAUGGCUUUGGGAAUGUGGAGAAGGACUACUGGUUGGGCAUAGAGUAUCUUCACCACAUUACUAAGCAGAAAGUGUAUCAGGUGCGGUUUGUGAUUCUGGAUAAUAAGGAUGAAGAAAAAUAUGCAGACUACAACCUCUUUAGUGUAGAAGAUGAGGCUAAUGGCUACAGACUAAGACUGGGCAGCUACACAGGUACGGCUGGAGAUUCCAUGUCCUCCAUUCAGGCAGGAACCACACACGACAACAUGAAGUUCACAUCAAAGGACAAAGACCAGGAUAUCUACUCUGCUAACUGUGCAGCCAGUUAUGGUGGUGCAUGGUGGUAUGCUGCUUGUUUUGCUUCCAAGCUUAACAACAAAAAUGGCAUUCAGUGGUAUGGACUGUGUGCUGGUAACUGUAAAGCAUCCACUAUAAUGAUCCGUCCAGCCACUUUCUGCGUAUAUUAAGCUUUCCAAACAAUUCUGUAUUUAGUAAAAUGAAAUAAUAAAAUAAUUAUUUCAUAUACAAUGUAUAGUUAGAAUGCACAUACUACAGUCACAAAACUGUGAGACAGCACAAUGUGUAAAGCAGUAAAGCAUGUGAAGUAAACUUCAUUUCAAGGCACCAACAUUCAUCACGCUCUUGAUUUGCUUUUUGUUUUUUUCUACAAUACAGUAUAGUAAUAGGUUCUUGGAUAGAGGGAAAACUUUUCAGGUCUGAUCCCUUUAUCAUAUAAGUUUUGCUAGGACUUAGUGUAGACAGCAUGUGCUGUGCUGCAGUUAUGUGAGGUUGCACAGGAUUGACAUGGAAUCAACUUCCCUUUACAUUACCAGUCUAUCACAGUUUGUCAUCUGAAAAAGUCUAUGUUUGAUGUACUGGUGGGAAAAAGGUUUAUCGUCUGAGCUUUACACCUGUAUUCAGAGGCGUAACUUGUAGCUUCUGGGCCCCAGUGCAACAUCUGUAACAGGACCCUAUGUCUACCAUGUGACUUUAUAUGUGUUUUUUUUUAUGGAUAGUCUUGUAGUUAUGCCCCUGCCUGUAUUACUUUAACAACUUUUCUACUAACGUUAUGUGUAUUCCAAUGCAAUGGCCGGGAAAGGGCUGACCAAUAGACUCCAUGUGGUUCUGGUCCACACCAUUUCAGGCAAGCAACUCAUUGGCUCUGCAGCUCAAGUAUGAAAAGAGUUUAUUAUCGUAAGACCACUCCUUAAAGCAAACCUUUUAAAUCCCACAAAAAAAAUUGUAUGUUACUCAGUACCUAAUCCUGACCAUGCAUAUCUCUUUUGUAUGCCUAUAUCGCCUAUAUUUAUUUUUAAAAUUCCUUUUUUCUUUAGCUCACAGUGUUAGAAAUCCUCUCAGGGGAAGGGGGCAUGUCCCUGCCUUGUGGUUAUGGGAGGUGACUGGUGUGUCUGCUCAUGCAGCCUUGUCCACAAGUCAUCUCCUGUCCAUAACUCAUGGACAAGCCUAAUACAGCUGCAGGGCUGGUUAGUGUCCCAGUAGGUAUGGGGACCCCCUAGUGGUAGGAUUUUCUGAGCUGUUUUUUUAAUUAAAUAUUCCAAAAAUUUUAGAUGACCAUAUUACAAAAGGUCUUUAAUCUUCAUCAGUAACAACAUAUACAAAGUUUUGGGAUCUGACAGUGCCCAUUUAAAGCUGGUGUCACACCCGACAGUGUUUUAGAGAAAUGCCGCUGCAGUUUUUGAACCAUAGGCAUGAGUGAAUCCAAAAUUAAUAGAAAAUAUAAAAGAAGGACUUAUACUUCUCCUUCAUGGUUGAUCCACUUGAGCAGUUGAGAAACAAAAAUAAAACCUGCUGUGCAUGACACAAACCCCCCCCAAAAAAGGGGAAAUUGCUUUGUUACACUUCCUUUAUUCAAAGUGAAGUCUUUUUUGUUCUAAACUCUAACUAAACUUGUUUUGCUUGUAUUUGUGACAAUAAAGUUG
Molecule: messenger RNA, 2364 nt
Organism: Hyla sarda
Lineage: Eukaryota; Metazoa; Chordata; Amphibia; Anura; Hylidae
Product: fibrinogen-like protein 1-like protein
Exons: 5
Coding region: 1-891 (296 amino acids)
Source: RefSeq, a predicted model, not a curated record